Molecule: messenger RNA, 1201 nt
Organism: Phacochoerus africanus (Common warthog)
Lineage: Eukaryota; Metazoa; Chordata; Mammalia; Artiodactyla; Suidae
Gene: HOPX
Product: HOP homeobox
Exons: 3
Coding region: 270-491 (73 amino acids)
Biological process (GO): cell differentiation; regulation of transcription by RNA polymerase II
Cellular component (GO): nucleus
Molecular function (GO): DNA binding
Source: RefSeq, a predicted model, not a curated record
CAAUGGCCGGGUCAGGCUGGGCUGCCAGCAGCUAACUGGCCGUAGGCCUCCGAAUCCAGGCUUUAGAAAGACAGGGGGUGGAGGGAGGAGGAGGUGGCGGCCUGCGGAGUGACUCACGCUGGCCCUCAGGCUCCCGCCUCUGGAGCUGCAGGGGUAAAUCACUGAGGACCUGUCACCGGCUCUGUAAGAGGGAGACACGAAGAGCGCUGCCCCCAUGUCCCCGCCUUGAGGGGCCACUGCUUGGCAGGAGGUGUGGCCGCGUCGGGACCAUGUCCGCUGAGCCCGCGAACGGCCCCACCGAGGACCAGGUGGAGAUCCUGGAGUACAACUUCAACAAGGUCAACCGGCAUCCGGACCCCACCACGCUCUGCCUGAUCGCGGCCGAGGCCGGCCUGUCCGAGGAGGAGACCCAGAAAUGGUUCAAGCAGCGCCUGGCCCAGUGGCGGCGGUCAGAAGGCCUUCCCUCAGAGUGCAGAUCUGUCACAGACUAAGGGGAUUGCAGGCACUGGCUGCUUCCUUCCACCAAGACCACCUGCUGCCUCUCUCCUCCACACCACCAAGCGCUUUGGCUUUUUCAAUGUAGUGUUGCAUGUUCCACUGUUUGUUCUGCUGUUUAACACAAUGUUGCAUUGUUAAAAUGUAUAUAACUAGAAAAGUAACCAAAGGAAGCUGUGGGCAGCUUCUGUGUAAAGCAGUGGCUUGGCUGGAAAGUGGUGUGGCUUGCAUUUCCUUUUCGUUGGAUGACAGAUGGUGUGAAAACCAUUGAAGUUUUCUUUUUACCAUCACCCUCCUGGUACCAGUUUCCUUUUACCAGCCAUUUUAGAGCAGCAAGGCCUCUGUCUUGAAAAGAUAAGAUGACCAAGAGGGAGAAACAUUUCCUUCUAAUUCUACUCCCCUAAGGCAUUUUCCUUAUGUUUCAUUUAAUACAUUGCAAUGGAGUGGGAAUAUAGGGACAGCUGAGUCAUUCCGAUUCAUAAAGCAGGUCCUUGGAUUAGAGCUGCAUGAAUCUGGAAAACACUCAGGCUGGAAGACCGAAACUCCAGCCAGCAGAAAGUCAAGUAACUAAGGGGAAAAAUUUACAAAAGUCUUGAAUUUACCUUAUUUAAACGCAUUUGCUAAAUUUAUUUUGCUAAACAAAAUGAACUGCUUUUUGUCUCUAAAAUAAUAUUCUAAAUAAAAUGUUAACAUUUUGUUGAAAAUA